Molecule: messenger RNA, 1707 nt
Organism: Mycena indigotica
Lineage: Eukaryota; Fungi; Basidiomycota; Agaricomycetes; Agaricales; Mycenaceae
Exons: 2
Coding region: 1-1707 (568 amino acids)
Source: RefSeq, a predicted model, not a curated record
AUGCGUCUUUCUGAAGUACACGGCCCCUCCAUAACUCCACUCCUCAAAAUUCUGCUCAUUUGGCUCUUUGGUGUCGCCCUUGUAAUUGCUCAUCACAUAUACGGGUCUCAGCUGAACAACCGCACCGUCCAUUUCCUGACCGAAAAACCAACUGCAACCCAGAUCUUCCAAUCCCAACCUGGCGCGUCUGCUGUGGGGACCACCAUCGCCUACCUUGUUUCAGCAGCCCUUUCUACCAGCGUUGGGAUUGCAUUCAUCCAAUGUGCAUGGAAGCUGGUUCGAGCUCGUGCCCUCACCGUCGGAGGAUUAGAUGCGCUAUGGUCUGCGCCAUAUUCGUAUUGGUCGUUCUUUGAAUGGGAUUUCUGGCGAACAGCGAGAGGUGUCGUUCUGGUGGCCAUCCUUAUGCGAGCCUUUCCACUAGUGGUCACGUUUGCGCCCGGAACUUUGACCGUCCACAAUGUCCUGAAGAGUACAAUGACUCCCUGCGAUGUUCCGAGCUUCAAUUUCGGAUCGAAUGGACUCCUUUUUGAGACUCUCAACAGUGCGGCCACACCAUAUUCUCAACCCUCCUCACUCGCUCUCCGAACUGUUGGUGCUACCAUUCUUGCAGGGAAACCCUUUUCACCGACAUCCCCGUGUACCGGAAAUUGCAAUUACAAUGUAGAAAUCAACGCACCUUCCUUUAACUGCACCAGUUCUCUCAAAAACACUUCCGCCCUCCCAUCCAGCGGAGACCCCUCCCACCAACUCGCUCCCCCACCAUAUGUCGCUGCAGCUUUCGAUGCAACACCUUCCAUCCAGUACAAGGGAUGGGAUUUUCAGGCCCACUAUCUGGAUUAUUCGCAUCGAAUUCCCGUCGACCCAACACGUCAGGGAAAGGACGUCAGUUGCGUGGCAUAUGAUUCGACCUACCACAUCAAUUAUACCUUCUUCGGCUCUACACCAUCUGUUGUUAUUGAACGAAUUGAACAAAACCAGUCCGGAACCCAGCUAUCGAUUGGAACCAACACAUUCAUUGACGGCAGCUCCUCGAUCCACUCUUCCCUGUUCAAUGUGACUACAAAUUACUAUGCCGUUCUCGCGAGUCUUUACACUUAUCUGGCUGGGAAUAUAUCAGCUUCUUUGACGGGAAACUCGUUACAAUUUACUCCUCAACCCGCGAAUCUUGCUGCUACCCAAACACAACUUGUCGCGGCUAGCGGAGGCGGAAACAUAACCUGGGCCGAUCUUCCGACAGUCCUCGAAUCCCUCCUCCAGAACAUCACUCUGUCCAUCCUUACGCUGGACCGCACACAGACGACGAAAACAAGUUGUAUGACAUUUUCGUCAGAGCAACAUUUUACGUAUGAUGCUUAUCGCUUGUGGCUUGUGUACGGCCCUGCGCUGGCGGUUGCAUUGCUCUGCAAUAUUGUUGGUGCAUUGGCACUGAUGGAGAACGGGUUUGGCGCGACGGAUGGGUUCAGUGAUUUCCUUGCGGCAACACGCUACUCGGAGCUCCGCGAAGUCGAUUCGCGGCAGAGAGUGAGACUAAAGUAUGGAAUGCUGAGAGGUUACGACGGACGCUAUGCCUUCGCAAAGCCGGAGGACCUGCUGGAUGGCAGGAAUGUGGGCACCAGCACUGCCACGCUGGGUCAAUAUAAGGAAGUGCCUCUGCUAUCGAGGGAGGCCGAAGGUGUCCAUGCUAGAACUUUAGCUCGUGUCCAUUGA